CCCCAGUUUCAGGAUGGACCCGUCGGAGCCGGGCAGCGCGGCCGAGGACGAGGAGGAGAAGCUUCCAGAAGUUCGGCCUCGCACCCGCUCGAACCCCGAGGGCGCCGAGGACCGAGCCCCGAGCGGCCUGGGCAGCGUGGGCACCCGGGGGGACACCGUGGGCACCCGGGGGGACACCGUGGGCACCCGGGGAGAGGCCGUGGGCACCCGGGGCGAGGGCAACCGGGCAGAGGCCGUGGGCAACCGGGCAGAGGCCGUGGGCAACCGGAGCGAGGGCGAGGGCGAGGCGGCCAGCGCCGGGCACAGCCCCCCCGGGCAGCCUGGCACGGCCUGGCACGGCCCCGGCGGUGCCCAGCACGGCGAGGUGACCGUGAGAACGCCCCGGGUGAACUGCCCCGAGAAGGUGAUCAUCUGCCUGGACCUGGCUGAGGAGAUGGCAGUGCCCAAACUGGAGUCCUUCAACGGCCAGCAGAAGGUGGAGCUGCCGGUGACCGACAACGUCCAGACCAUCCCGCCGCCCUUCGUGGUCAGAACCAUCCUGGUGUUCGGGCGCCCGCGGUGCCAGCCGCACUUCUGCGGGGGCGAGCACGUCAAGAAGCUGCUGCAGUGCCCCUAUUUCUUCUUUGAUGUCGUUUACAUCCACAACGGGCUGGACGAGAAGGAGGACGAGAGCAGCUGGAAGGACAUGUUCGGGUUUUUCGGCAGCCUGGACACCAAAGGCACCAACUACAAGUACGAGGUGGCCCUGGCGGGGCCGGCGCUGGAGCUGCACAACUGCAUGGCCAAGCUGCUGGCGCAUCCCCUGCAGCGGCCCUGCCAGAGCCACGCGCACUACGCGCUGCUGGACGGCGGGGACAGCCCCGAGGGGGACGCCACCGCCUGAGGGGACAGCCCCCGGGGGAGGGGACAGCCCCCUGAGAGAGGGGACAGCCCCCCGACAGAGGGGACAGCCCCCGGGGGAGGCCACCAGCUCUGGGUUCAGCCCCCAGAGAGAGGGGACAGCCCCCGGGGGAGGCCACCAGCUCAGGGGACAGCCCCCGGGGGAGGCCACCAGUUCAGGGGACAGCCCCCGGGGGAGGCCACCAGCUCAGGGGACAGACCCCAGAGAGAGGGGACAGCCCCCGGGGAAGGUCACCUUUUGAGGGGACAGCCCCCCGAGAGGGGACAGCC
Molecule: messenger RNA, 1170 nt
Organism: Onychostruthus taczanowskii (white-rumped snowfinch)
Lineage: Eukaryota; Metazoa; Chordata; Aves; Passeriformes; Passeridae
Product: BRISC and BRCA1-A complex member 1-like
Exons: 5
Coding region: 14-883 (289 amino acids)
Biological process (GO): double-strand break repair; protein K63-linked deubiquitination; positive regulation of DNA repair
Cellular component (GO): BRCA1-A complex; BRISC complex; nuclear body
Source: RefSeq, a predicted model, not a curated record